UUUUAAUUUUGUCAACUAUCCAUAUGUAUUCAAUUAAUGUUUCGUAAGUAUUACAAGACGAAAAGCAGGUCAAAUUUACAGUUAGGUAAACACAAUGCAUAUUUUCUCAACACCGUAACGCAACAUUAUUGAUAUUUAAUUGCUUUAAUCAAAUUAAUUUAUGUAUUCAUGAUGCGUUACAAUAACUCUCGUCCAACAGAAGAAUGUCCCUUGACAAAAAAUAGAAGUUAUAAACAUAAGUUAAGUAUAUAUUGUGGAGAUGGAUUAAAAUUCAUUAUAAGCUGUUUUACCAUUUUGACUAUUUCUAUUACGACAACGUUAAUUUUACAAAUAUUUUACACGGAGAAACAUCCUCAGGAUUAUGCAGGAAUUCAUGGUGCAGUUGCAACCGAUUAUACAAAUUGCUCACAAAUUGGUACUAAAAUAUUAAGAAAAGGUGGGAAUGCAGUAGAUGCAGCUAUAGCAGCUACAGUUUGUAUGACGGUGGUAGCACCACAUAAAACAGGUCUUGGUGGGGGUGGCUAUAUCAUGAUAUAUAACCAUAAAGAGCAAACAAAUCCAGUUAUUAUUGAUUUUGCCAAUAAUACGAUCGGGGGUACUUUUGCGCAAAGUAAAAUGCGUAUACCAGCUGUAUUACAAGGAUUAAAAUAUGCACAUACCUUAGAAGGUAAACUAUCAUGGAGUGAAAUUAUCAUGCCUUCUGUAACUUUAGCUAAAGAAGGAUUUGUUGUAUCAAAGGAAUUGGCAACCGAAGUAUCAAAAAACGUUAAUUAUGAAAUUUUGUAUGGACACCUUAGUGCAGGGGAUAUAUUAAAAUUAGAUAUGCUUGGUGAUAUGUUAAAUGCUGUAGCAGAACAUGGCAUUAAUGUGUUGUACAAUGGAACUUUUUCACAAAAACUCCUACAUGACAAAGAUCAACUUUCAAAGUUGUUGACACAAUUAGCAAAUUAUAAACCUCUUGUAUAUGUAGCAAAGAAAUCGAGCUUCUAUAAGCAUGCAGUGUAUUAUCCUCCACACAUGUCAUUGUUAGAGUCAAUGAUUGUAUCUCUAAAAAAUCUUAAAAUAUCUACUGAAAAUGUAUCUGUAACAGAAACACAAAUUCGUGUAGCCGAAGCAUUGAUACAUUCUGUUUCGAUUCAGUCGCAAUUGAAACAACAUGCAGAGGAAGAAAAAUAUACUGGAGUCAUGGCAAUGGAUUGGAAAGAUACUUAUGUUUGUAUUAUAACUGGGCUUAGUGCGCCAUUUGGUCUUGGACACAUGUCAAAUGCUGGGUUCCUGUUAGAUAAGACUGAUACAAACAACAGUUUAACUAUGCUCGCGCCAAUCAUCUUUCAUAGUGAAAAAGCAUUAUGCGGUUUGCGAGGAAUAUUUGGAACGGAUGAUACAUUAAUUAUUGGACAGUUGUUAUAUAAUAUUAUAGUGCGCGAAUUAAAUGUUUCCGAAGCCAUUGAAUAUCCAAGGUACUAUUUCUUAUUAGAUGGGCUUGCUGUAGAAAGCGAUCAGAAACAUUCUGUAAGUGUUCUACUACGGAAUCAAUUAAAUACAAUGGUACCAACACUGUACGUAGAUACUGAUUUAGUAUUAAAAAGUGUAAAUGCUAUCAUAAAAAGAAAAGAUUUAAUGUCAAGUCAUUCGGAUAGCCGAGGAGGUGGUCUUGCAUCACGAUUUUAA
This is a messenger RNA of Colletes gigas, 1671 nucleotides long. RefSeq names its product glutathione hydrolase 7-like. Gene Ontology annotation, biological process: glutathione catabolic process. Gene Ontology annotation, molecular function: glutathione gamma-glutamate hydrolase. The record is from RefSeq and is a predicted model, not a curated record. Gene Ontology annotation, cellular component: plasma membrane. Lineage: Eukaryota; Metazoa; Arthropoda; Insecta; Hymenoptera; Colletidae. The coding region runs from base 169 to 1671 and encodes 500 amino acids. The transcript is spliced from 9 exons.